CAGUUUUUGAAAGCCGGCCGGAGAAAAAUAUGUGUUUGUUGGCUAUGUUGGCUUCGGAUAAACUAAAUGCAUAGUUUAUGCGGAUUUCUGCCUAAGAAGUGUCAACUGCUAGGUUACUGUCGACCCGAAGGAACGGUGCAUUUAUAUUCCUUCUCUUGCGCUGCUUGCCAAGCUGGAAGAAGCAGGGAAAGAAACGCCAUUCAGUGUUCGGUUGCAUUGGUGUGAGUUCGAGGAUAUUGGACUGCCACACAACGGUACCGGUUGGGUCCAGAGUCGGUUCGGUUCGGUUACCUUUUGUGGAUAUUAUUUCGUGGAUAACGUGCCAACAAGUGAAAAAAGCAAGUGAGGAAGGUGUGCAGAAAACAAUCAAAUGACGUACUGCUUGCGAGGAACCCACGAGCAAAAGUUUGCAUACUAAAAUCGUGUCAUUCGGGUCGCGAUCCAGAAAGUGACAAUCAGAACUUUUAAAUACCUACCUGGAUUUCAUUACUAAUUGGAAUGUCAUACACAAAAAGUACCGGAACCGGAAGUGCCUAAUACAGAAAAAGAAACAAGUGAAAACAGACGAUCGGAAUUAUUUUUAUUUAUGAAUCCAGUGACAUUUGUAGACACUUAUCCAAACAGCAGUGUGGUAUUUGUGAAAGACCCCUAAACGUAAGAUCGUCACAUCCAGUGCAGAUUUGAAAUCACCAAACAGAAAACCCCACGUACCACGUACCCAAUCUAUGACCACCGGUGGCGUUCCGCUAGCCUUGCCUUCCGAAUCGUGGUCCAGUACGGAUGAUUCCAUGUCUGGAAGAAGAUCACUCCGAUCCAUUAGCUGCGAUUCACCAUCAUUAUCAUCACCAUCAUCUUGCAUUUGGUUUGCUGUUCGAUCGGGUCUGCAGCCAACCUUUCAACAGCCAUCAGCAGAAGCUUCCAGCUCAUAAUUGAGAUCCCGAAGGCUGCGUCUUAACACCCUUCCGGAGUGUGAGCGUGGUGUGUGCUGUGCCCCGGGAUGGUCAAACAUUGACGCGAAACGAGCGGGACGAAAGACACGAAACGAAAAGUAGAUGCUGUACCAUAAACUGACCGCAGAAGUAUAAUAACGGCGUAGUGUUGGUAGUGUUUUUUUUAUUAUUUAUGUUUAGGUGUGCAUUUUGUUUAAUAAACGAGAAAUAGCGAAAAGCGGAAGAAAACUACAGUCUUUACGAAAGACUUGAACUUGAGGAUUAGAAAGAGCAGAAGUAGAAACAGCAUCAGCAAUGUUGAAAUUCAUACGUGGAAAAGGCCAACAACCUUCGGCCGAACGGCAGAAGCUACAGAAGGAACUAUUUGCAUUCCGGCGGACUGCUCAGCAUGGCUUCCCCAACAAACCGUCGGCAUUGGCAUACGACUCGAUAAGCAAGUUGAUGGCCAUCGGAACCAAUAGUGGCAUCAUAAAAGUGUUUGGCAAACCCGGUGUCGAGUUUUACGGUCAGCAUCCGGCCACAACCAAUGCAUCGGAUUCCGUUGUUCAGCUGCUCGAAUGGAUUCCCGGAAGUGGGCGGUUACUGUCGUUGACUGCCUCAAAUCAGCUGGUUUUGUGGGAACCGACCGGAACGGUACUGGUACCUAUCAAAACGCUUCCAUUCGAUGGUAAGCUGAAGAAGAUUUCUUCCCUGUGCUGUUCGUACAUGAAGGACACGGUUUGGAUCGGAACGGAAGGCGGUAACGUGUAUCAGUUUGAUAUCAAAAGUUUUUCCGUACGUGAACCGGUUAUCUACCAUGAUGUGGUUUUGGAACAACUGCCCCAGUCGUAUAAAUUGAACCCGGGUGCAAUCGAAUCGGUUAAGCAGCUACCCACAAACAAUAAUCAGCUGUUGAUCGCCUACAAUCGAGGCUUGACCGUUCUGUGGGACCUGGAGGCAAAUAACGUUAAGCAGUCAUUCAUUUCACCAGGACAUGGUCAAAGCGUAGGUUUGUUCAUAUCUCCGUGCGGUACCCAAUUCACAUGGUAUCACGCGGACGGUUCAUUUGCGACAUGGGAUUUGGACAGUGUUAUUCCACCGGAAAAUCAGAAGUAUGUUCCUUACGGUCCGGACCCAUGCAAGGCAAUAGAUCGAUUGAUUCGGGGCAAACGAGGAUUGUAUGAACUGGUUGUAUUCUCUGGUGGUAUGCCAAGAUCCGCCUACGGGGAACAUCAAUGUGUUUCCGUACACUGCCGCGAUGGAACUAAGCUGGCUUUCGAUUUCACUUCUAAAGUCAUCGAUUUCUUUGUAACUUUUGACGAUGAACAUCCCGAACAAGCUGAGGUUCUGGUGGUUUUACUGGAGGAAGAGCUAGUUGCUUACGAUUUGACUGACGAAACAAUUCCGCAGAUAAAUGCACCAUAUCUUCAUUCACUGCAUGCUUCUGCCGUCACUUGUAACCAUCUGGUAUCGCAAGUAUCUUCUGAAGUUUUGGAGAAAAUUUUGCGUGCUGGAGAAAAUCAGUUGGCUGAUUACAGUGCCAAACCUUGGCCUAUCACGGGUGGAUCGAUUCCGGAAAGCAACGAAGAAGAACGCAGUGAAUACGACAUUCUAAUUACUGGUCACGAGGAUGGAUCCGUUAAAUUUUGGAACUGUUCUGAAGUUUGUUUGACUCCACUGUUACACGUUAAAACGUCUCCGCUUUUCAGUAACAGUGACGACUUUGAUAAUCAUUUCAAUACUUCCACCGAACAAUUGGACGAUGGGGAACCGCCCUUCAGAAAAGCCGGUCAGUUUGAUCCGUAUUCCGAUGAUCCUCGUUUAGCUGUGAAGAAAGUGCAACUGUGCCCUAAAACCGGAACGCUGGUGAUUGCCGGAACAGCUGGCAAUGUAGUGGUUGCAAACUUCGAUGCUAACCCCGAGGAACCGGGACCGUUGAAGGUUACGACGAUGAAUUUGGUAUGCGAUAGAGAUGGAUUCGUUUGGAAGGGACACGAUCAACUGAAGGUCAAACGACAAUUGCUAGAGGAAAAUCUACCGAUACUGGAGGGGGUGAACUUCACCAGUGUCUUACAAGUACUGCCACCGGCCGCAGUGACAUGCAUCGCUGUGCAGAGCCAAUGGAGUUUGGUGGCUGCCGGAACUGCCCACGGAUUAGUUUUGUUCGACUAUCACAGCCAGAAUCCGGUGCUGCACAAGUGUACUCUUAAUCCAAAUGAUUUAACGGGUGCCGGAGAGACUCUUUCCCGGCGUAAGUCCUUCAAAAAGACUCUUCGCGAGUCGUUCCGUCGGCUGCGCAAGGGUCGUUCCACUCGCAACAAUCCGGGUGCCCAAGCUACGACUCCUGCAGAAACGCGUCCCAUCGAACGACAGAUCGAAGCACGUCCAGUCGAUGACGGAAUGGGUUCGAUGGUUCGAUGCUUGACCUUUGCGCAGACUUUCGUUACCAACCAACAACACACGAUUCCGACUUUGUGGGCCGGAACGAAUUCCAGUUGCGUGUCGGUGUUCGUCCUGCAUGUUCCGCCACGUCAGCCACCCGUUCAGAGUAAUGAGGCAAAUGUUGAUGGAGAUGUUCCGCCACCAAAACCAAUCACCGGCCAGCUGGCGAAGGAAAUUCAACUCAAGCAUCGUGCUCCAGUUAUUGGCAUUGCAAUUUUCGAUCAUCAUGGAGUUCCUCUUGAGUUCCAAUCGACACCGGGUCCAGGACCCCACAGAGUUCUUAUUGCAUCGGAAGAACAGUUUAAGGUAUUUUCUCUGCCACAGCUGAAACCAGUCAACAAGUACAAACUGACGGCACAUGAAGGAGCACGGGUACGCCGUAUUGCUUUUGCGACGUUUUCCUGUAGUGUUCCCGCACAACAACUACAGCACAGUCCUGCGAAGUCGGGAUCAAGACCAGCAAUCGAAGCGACGGCGACAUCGGCAUCGCCCUCGGCUGAAGCACUGAACACCAGUAGUGCCACCGAAACUGCCACGGCACCGGACGUAAUCACGCAUUCCGAAAUUAGCCUACUUUGUUUGACCAAUCUUGGAGACUGCCUGGUGCUGUCGAUUCCAGAGUUGAAACGCCAACUUAAUGCAGCUGCCGUGCGACGAGAGGACAUCAAUGGAAUUUCUUCUCUCUGCUUCACCGAUCAUGGCGAAGCCCUGUACAUGAUGUCCUCUUCCGAGGUACAACGAAUCACACUUUCCACUUCGAAAAUUAUUUCUCCUACCGGAUUCAUCGAGCUUGAGGAUUGGUCUCAGGCGGAAGAAGAUAUCGAAGUAGCCGAUCCUCCCAUUGAUGGCAUGGAUCAGCAACCACCAGCCGGUCAGAGUUCUCCUAAGGCAGCUUCUGAAGCAGGCGAAAAAUCACCGGACUUUACGACACCACUCUCGGUUGCGGUAACGGCCAUCAACGGAACCGGAGCUGCCGGUGAAGGUCUCACAAACGGUGUUGGCAAUGGAGACGAUGCGUCACCAAAUAAAGCUAACGAAACAAUUACCAGCUCGAUCGGAGACAUUACCAUCGAUUCAGUACGCGAUCAUUUGAAUUCAACGACUACGACACUCUGUUCGACCACCACCGAGGAGAUCGUGGGUCGCCUGUCGGUGUUAAGCACCCAUUCGAACAAUGUAGCCUCAACAGCAAAAACGGCAGAAAUUACCGCCCUUAAUUCAUCUAACAUCAAGGACUUGAAGCACAUUGGAGACUCGACAGAAACGGCAGCCAACUCGGUCAUUAUCAAAUCGGUAAUAACAACCGUUAAGCAUGGUAUUGGCCAUGUCAAUGGGGAACACAACACCACCUCAUCUACGACGACGACGACGACAACGGAUAAGGCAGCGAUCACAGCCGGUGGAGCGGUUCCAUUACUUCGGAAGGAAAGCAAGUUUUAACAAGUGUUAAUUUUAUUUUUACGUGGAGACGAGUGACGAACGACGAAACCACACAGAACCAUGAUUGUUGUCGUUGUUCAAGUUUGAGUUAGUUUAUUAAUAUUAUUUUUAAAUCUGUGGACGCGAUCCAGAACGGUAAGUAAUAUUAUUUAACCAUCUGUCUUCGCAGAUUGUUUUCAAUUUAUACUGACAAACGUUCCAGAAGACAAUGUUUGUUGUAAAGGAAAUGUUGAAUACAAAACCUGCUUCCUUUUUCUUUUUUUUUUUCGAAAUAUCGGAAGCAUUUAGCAAUGCAAAGUAUGUAGAAUUUUUGUCCGUUUUGGAAAGUAAACAAUAUUAACUGCUAGAGCUUUUGGUAUGCAAAAUGUGGCAAGGUAUGACAAUGACUCCAAUGAAUUUUAUAGACUAUGGACGCCAAAUAUUUAGGACAACCGAUAGAUGCCUUUCUAAGAUGUUCUGUUGAUGGAACUGUUAUCACGCACUUCAAGUCGUGACACGAUUUUACAAACAACGACGGUAUUCAAACAUAUUCUUUAGAGCAUAUUUAUAGUAAAGCUGAAUAUGUUGUUAUUUUAAGAAAGCUGCAAGAUUUCGGGAAAUAGUGUUUUUCCCUCACUUCAAAAACCAUUUCUUUUAACACGGCACUCGACUAUUGCGACUGUCGGCUAUUGGAUUCUGUUGUUCAUAUUUUGCUGAAAAAGUCAAAAGUAUUAAUAGUUCAAUUACACACGAGACGAAGCAAUCAAAUCAAGAGUUAUAUUUUAACGUUUGACCAUCAUAUUGUGUACGUGUCGUUGGUUUAAUUUAUACAAAUUCCACGCAGCGGAGUAAAAAUGCAGGGGAUUCAUACACAAUCGGUAUUUACAUGAUAUAUAAUCUAGUUGUAACCGUAUUUUGGAUGCAAUUUACAGAGUACUAAGAUAAUAUUAAUAAAGAUCAUGAAUAAAUGUCUAUUAAGUUUUAGUGAUGUAA
Malaya genurostris is the source of this 5783-nucleotide messenger RNA. RefSeq names its product lethal(2) giant larvae protein (gene l(2)gl). Lineage: Eukaryota; Metazoa; Arthropoda; Insecta; Diptera; Culicidae. The record is from RefSeq and is a predicted model, not a curated record. Gene Ontology annotation, cellular component: plasma membrane; cytoplasm; cortical actin cytoskeleton. The transcript has 10 exons. Gene Ontology annotation, biological process: establishment of spindle orientation; regulation of protein secretion; cortical actin cytoskeleton organization. Gene Ontology annotation, molecular function: GTPase activator activity; syntaxin binding; myosin II binding. The coding region runs from base 1245 to 4811 and encodes 1188 amino acids.